Molecule: messenger RNA, 1005 nt
Organism: Priceomyces carsonii
Lineage: Eukaryota; Fungi; Ascomycota; Pichiomycetes; Serinales; Debaryomycetaceae
Exons: 1
Coding region: 1-1005 (334 amino acids)
Molecular function (GO): oxidoreductase activity
Source: RefSeq, a predicted model, not a curated record
AUGGGUGCCUCAAAAUUAGAAUUUUUGAAGGACAUUUACAUCAACGUGUUGAAGUCACCAAACCCUCGUUUCCUACCUCAAGACUAUCCUGACUUAUCGGGUAAAAAUGUUAUUAUUACGGGAGCAAGCAGUGGAUUGGGUUUGGAGGUACUUAGAUUACUCUUGAUUCAACAUGCUAAUAUUGGUGUUGUGGUGCGAAAUGUUGGAAAAAUGGAGGCGGCGAUUGAAAACUUAAAAAAAAACUGCAAAAAUAUAGAGCCAUCUGAAAUUGAUCUGAGAGUUCAUAUUUUUGAAGCAGACCUAAGCGAUUUGAGCAGCAUACAUGAUUGCGCAGUAUCAAUUGUAUCAGCUUUCCCAGAAUUGCACUUUGUAUUUCAAAAUGCAGGCAUAAUGAUGCCUCCCAAAGGAUCAAAGUCGGCGCAAGGUUUCGAACUACAGUGGUCAACAAAUGUCUUAGCACCUUAUCUUUUACAGAAAUACUUGACUCCAUGUAUGUUAAAAGUUAGCCAAAAAAAUCCCAACUUCAUACCAAGGGUUAUUUGGGUUUCUUCUAAUGCAUACCUUUCAGGGCCAGGAGCCGUCGGAAUUGAUUUUGAUACUAUUAAGCUGAAAAACCCUCCCAAUUAUUCUCCAAUGGCUAUCUAUGGACAAUCUAAGGUAGGUGUUAAUUUUGUCAAUUACAUGUUUGCCCAGAAGUAUAAAGGUAAAAUAAUUUCUACUGCCUUACAUCCAGGCAUAUUAAAAACGGGCCUUCAAAAGGAUUUUCCGUUCAUUGAGCGUUUCAUUGUUAAUCACGCAGGGAGAGAUGCUUCGUACGGGGCAUACACCGAAAUGUACGCUGCACUUAGUUCAGAAGUCACAAAAGAAAAUAGUGGCUGCUUUAUUGGGCCCCAAUGUGAAAUACAAGAUUACGUUAAUUUCUUUAAGGAGGGUACUUCUAAUGGUAUGGCUGAGAAAAUAGUAAGUCGUAUUGACGAACAGGUGGCCCCUUAUUUCAAAGCUUAG